Messenger RNA from Cucurbita moschata (crookneck pumpkin), 963 nucleotides. Its product is annotated as 28 kDa heat- and acid-stable phosphoprotein-like. The transcript has 8 exons. NCBI's taxonomy places the organism in Eukaryota, Viridiplantae, Streptophyta, Magnoliopsida, Cucurbitales, Cucurbitaceae. The record is from RefSeq and is a predicted model, not a curated record. Gene Ontology annotation, molecular function: RNA binding. Bases 219 to 716 code for a protein of 165 amino acids. Gene Ontology annotation, cellular component: cytosol.
GAAUCCGGUUGGCGAUUUGCACCGCAGAGAGAUGUAAACGGGACGGGAACAAAGAAGCCAACACAACUAUAAAUUCACUUCUCGGCGGAAAGGCGGAGAAGUCACUAACUUCGUCUUCCACAACUAAAACUAAGAGGGGACUUCUAUUCUACGUCGAUUCUGCUUCUCUUCUGCUUCUUCGUCCGAUUCUACCUUCUCCCUGCUGCUUUUCGUUGACGAUGGGAAGAGGAAAGUACAAGAGCAAGCCCACCGGUCGGCGCCAAUUCUCUACCCCUGAAGACAUGCUUGCCGGAACCUCCACGCGUCCACGCACGUUCAAACAGGUAGAAGCUGAACACAAGGAGGAGGAAGAAUCUGAGGAAGGAUCCGAACAAGAAUCGGGAGAUGAAACUGAUGAUGAGGAUAAACCUAGAAGGAAAGGCACUCAAGGUAUUAUUGAGAUUGAAAAUCCUAACUUGGUGAAGCCAAAAACCUUGAAAGCUAGAGAUAUUGAUAUUGGGAAAACAACUGAACUUUCAAGGCGUGAAAGAGAGGAGAUAGAGAAACAAAAGGCUCAUGAGCGAUACAUGAGGCUUCAAGAACAAGGGAAAACUGAACAAGCUAGGAAAGAUUUAGAACGUUUGUCUCUUAUUCGUCAACAAAGGGCAGAAGCUGCUAAAAAAAGAGAAGAAGAAAAGGCUGCCAAAGAACAGAAGAAAGCAGAAGCUCGCAAAUGAGCUCCGGGACCCUCCGAGUUCUUUUCUCUGGGACGAAAGACAUGUAAUCUCUACAAUUUUACUUUCUAGUUUGCCUAGACUAAUAUUGUCAGCAACCAAGUUAUAUUCUCUUAUUUGGCACAGAAGUGACCAUAGUAUUAAGCCGUUUUACAUUUAUAAUUUACGCAAGUAUACUUCUUAUAUCUCUACGGCAUAAGAGGUUUGAUUCAAUAUGACUUUAAUAUUAGGUUAUAACCUUUAUUCUCUA